Molecule: messenger RNA, 4781 nt
Organism: Leucoraja erinaceus (little skate)
Lineage: Eukaryota; Metazoa; Chordata; Chondrichthyes; Rajiformes; Rajidae
Product: CD276 antigen-like
Exons: 5
Coding region: 2271-3188 (305 amino acids)
Biological process (GO): positive regulation of T cell proliferation; negative regulation of T cell proliferation; T cell costimulation
Cellular component (GO): external side of plasma membrane
Source: RefSeq, a predicted model, not a curated record
CAGGCCCUUCAGCCCACGAGUUUGCACCAACCAGCGAUCCCCACACACUAACACUAUCCUACACACGCACAUUAGGGACAAUUUACAAUUUUACUGAAGCCAAUUAACCUACAAACCUGUACAUCUUUGGAGUGUGGGGGAAACCAGAGUUCCUGGAGAAAAAACACACGAUCACGAGGAGAACGUACAAACUCCACACAGACAAGCACCUGUAGCCAUGAUCGAACCCGGCUCUCUGGUGCCGUAAGGCAGCAACUCUACCGCUGAGCCAACGUACCACCCUGUUCUUUGUUGUACUGCUCUAUGUUCUAAUGCUGACACGCACUGCCCUGAGCACUUGUGCAAAAAGUACGCUGCACUGCUCACAGUUCAGAAGUGAAUAGGAAGAGCCGGAGGAAGGAAAAUAAGUGGUUAGGGGCAGGGAACUAAUAUUCUUUUCUCAUUCCUAGUGACCAUCAGAAAAUCCCCCUGCAAUAAAUGACAUUUUCUUUUUUUUUCACCGAGCACCAUUUUUCAUUCAGGGUAUUACCCUGGGACUCUUUCGUGAAAAUAAGUAUUACUUUCUUGGUAGAUUUGUGUCAACAAGUUUAUUAUUAGAGAAUCAGGGAUUUGUUUUGCAAUGGGCACAUUUAUUUCUGCUGAAUGUCUCGAGUCUGAGCUCACCGGUGAACAGUCCUCCGACCACUGGGUGGUGCAGUGGUUCAGCAGGUGGCGCUGUUGUGGGCAGGAUUCGAUCGGGAUAUCUGGCGCUGUCUGUGUGGAGUUUGCAUGCUCUAUCUGUGACCGAACAUAGAAGAGAGCAGAAGAGAGAGAGUUUUACAUUCUCCCCGUGACUUGCGUGGGUUUUCUCCGAGAUCUUCACUUUCCUCCCACACUCCAAAGGCGUACAGGUUUGUCAGUUCAUUGGCUUGGUAUAAAAAAAAGUAAAUUGUCCCUAGUGUGUGUAGAUAGCUAAUUUUUAGUUUAGUUUAGAGAUACAGCACGGAAACAGGCCCUUUGGCCCACCGAGUCCGCGGCGACCAGCGAUCCCUGCACACUAACACUAUCCUACACACACUAGGGACAAUUUACAUUAAUACCAAGCCAAUUAAUGUGCGUGGAUCGCUGGUCAGCGCGAACUCGAUGGGCCGAAUGGCCAGAUUCUGUGCUGUACUAAACUGAAGUAAAGUAAGUGUUAGUGGAUCCAGGAGAGUGAGUGAGUGUGAUGGGGCCGGGCAGCGGCUGGGGAGAGGGAAGGCCGUGUAUGGCUCCUCUGGUUCAAGCUGUGCUGAAAGUGCUGGGAAAGUUUCCAGGAGAUGAAGUCAUCUUUCGGUUCUGUUGAAAAGCCGUCAACCUGAAUCAUUAACCGCUUCACUCCCGGCCUCACCUGAUGUGUCUCUGCAGCAUUUUCUGUAUUCAAUUUGAGUUGCUGCCUCACAGCGCCAGAGACCCGAGUUCCUGACUGUGGGUGCUGUCUGUAUGGUGUUUAGUUUAGUUUAGAGAUACAGCGUGGAAAUGAUCCCUCGUGUGUGUGUGUGUGUGUGUGUGUAGCUUAGUGUUAGUGUGCGGGGAUCACUGGUCGCAUGGACUCGGUGGGCUGAAGGAAAUGUUUAUACGCUGUAUCACUAAACUAAACUAAAAAAUAAACUUUGGUUUAGUUUAUUAUUGUCACGUUUACCAAGAUACAAUGCAAACUGUUUUUGUUAUUCCAUCAGCAGGAAGUCUAUAUGUGAUUACAACCAAGCCGUCAGAUGCAGGUACUGGAUAAAGGGAAUAAUGUUUAGUGCAAGAUAAAGUCCAUUAAAGUCUGACUAAAGAUAAGGAAGUUGAGAUGUGUUGGACAGAACUACAGAUGCUGGUUUAAACUGAAGACAGACACAAAUAGCUGGAGUAACUCAGCAGAUCAGGCAGCAUCUCUGGAGAGAAGGAAUGGGUGAUGUUUCGGGUGGAGACACUUCUUCAGACUGAGAGUCAGGGAAGAGGGAAACUGGAGGUAUGAAAAUGUACAGAAGAAAUCAGAGCUGGGACCGUCAGCCAAAGAGCCCACAAUGAUCCAUUGUUGGCUGUGGAGGGGGUGAUAACAAAGGGAUACAAACAGUGAAACUAGCAGGAUAACUAGGGUGGGGGAGGGAUGGAGAGAGAGAGGGGAUGCAAGGGUUACUUGAAAUUAGAGAAAUCAAUAUUCAUACCGCUGGUUGUAAGCUGCCCAAGCGAAAUAUGAGAUGCUAUUCCUCCAAUUUGCGUGUGGCUAUUGUCAGUAACUUGUAAACGGAUUCACCGUUGAAAUAUCAAUGCAUUUACUGUGUUGCAGGGUGACAAGACGGGUGGCUGGGCUGCUCCAAUUUGCUUUGCUGCUUUUGUGUUGCAGAACAGUGUCGCCGUCUAGCCUCACAGUGACGGGGAUUGUGGGUGAAAGUGCCCUCCUGCCCUGUCUGGACACCAACGUGGGGAAACAAGCCAACAAUGAUAUUCGUGUUUACUGGCAGGUGGCCACUCGGUUAAUCCAUUCCUUCCAUAAGGGCAGAGAGGACAACACAUUGGGCCUGGGCACCAGGGCAAGGCUGUUCACCGCAGAGUUCAAACACGGCAACUUCUCCCUUCUUCUCACCGACCUCCGAGUGAGCGACGCAGCCACGUACACAUGCCUCAUUCAGUUGAAACUCCCCACUGAGGGCAACAGCGUGGUUCUACGAGUUACAGUCACACUACAAAUAGCAGCCCACUUUGCCAAGCCGACCCUGAGUACGCAUCUGUCGGAGGGACAGCAAGGUGCAGGAGGGGUGCUGAGGCUGACCUGCUCCUCCUGGGGAGGGUAUCCAGCCCCAGCGGUGGGCUGGACCUGCGGGUCCCUGAACCUAGAUCCGAACAGCACGGCCACAACCCACACCGACUGCUCCCCGCAGAGACUGUGCAACGUAACCUCGUUCCUGUGGGUGUCUGCUGGAGUACACUGCAUCACCUGUAGCAUUCACAACACCAGGCUGAAGGAGAAACAAACUGAAACCUUUACCGCAAUGUCUUUCCCGCUAGAGAAUACGAAGGGAAUGGUUGUGUCGAAGAGAGCCAAACGUUUCUGGUGGGUUGAGCUGAUUGCCAUCGCUGCUAUGAUAGUGCUGCUGCUGCUCUGCCUCUUUCUACGAAAUGUCUUACUAAAUGAGGCCACGCACAGAACGUGGAGAACGUCUGGAGACUCCGCUGUUAACCUGUAGCAACGACAAAGCUGGAGGCAAUGAAUGCAGUGAUUUAUGGAGCUCACAUCCUGUGGAGCUGUCCGAGUAUUAUUGUGUAUACGUUUCAUUUGUUUGCUUUAGUUUAGUUUAGUUUUGUUUAGAGAUGCACCAGCCCACCGAGUCUGUGCCGACCAGCGAUCCCUGCACACUAGCUCUAUCCAACACACACUAAGGACAAUUUACACUUACACCAAGUCAAUUAACCUACAAAGCUUCACGUUUUUGCAGAGUGGGAGAAAACCCACGCAGGUCACGGGGAGAACGCACAAACUCCGUACAGUCAGGAUUGAACCCGGGUCUCUGGCGCUGUGAGGUAGCAACUCUACCGCUGAGCCACCGUGCCUCCCACACUCCAAAAAUCGACUAUUUUUAAUUAACACAUCUCAUUUGAUUGUGCAGUUUCUUAAACUGUAUAAAAUUAUACACCCCAGAAUAAAGAAAGGUGUCGACCUGAAACAUCACCCAUUCCUUCUCUCCAGAGUUGCUGUCUGACCUGCUGAGUUACUACAGCAUUUAGCGUGUCUACCAGCAUCUACAGUUCCUUCCUACAUAAGUUAUACACCCCAUUCAAGUCUGGCCAUAUAUUAGCCAAAAUAUCUUUCUGAAAUUUUAUAAAAUAUAUAGAUGGAACUUCUGGGUUUGCACAAGUAAAUUCAUUUUAAAAACCUCUUAAAAUUUACAUUCUCCGGUGAAAUGUCGUUUUUUUCCCAACAUGUUUUGUUUUCUCACACCAAAUAUUAGUUCCAUGUAGGUUUGCAACGGGAACUGUUGCCUCUUGCUGAGGGGAGUGGGUGGGUUUUCAACUGACUGUCCAGAGACCUGGGUUCCAUCCUGACUACAGGUACUGUCUGGAACUGAGUUUGUACCUUCUCCUUGUGACCAAGUGGGUUUUCUCCAGGUGCUCCGGUUUCCUCACACAUCCCAAAGACAUACAUGUUAAUUGGCUUCUGUAAAUGUAAAUUGUCCCUAGUGUGUGGGAUAAAACUAGGGUACAGGGUGAUCGCUUGUCGACGCAGACUCGGUGGGGUAAAGGGCCUGAUUCUGCGCUGGAUCUCUAAAGUCUAAAGGGUGAUCAAUGGUCGGCAUGGACUCGGUGGGCUGAAGGGCCUGUUUCCAUGCUGUAUAUUUCUCCCCGUGACCGUGUGGGUUUUCUCCGGGUGCUUCUGUUUCCUCCCACACUCCAGACAUGAAUGUUUGUAAGUUAAUUGUCUUUGGUAAACAUUGUAAAUUGUCCCUAGUGUGUUUGAUAGUGCUAGUGUACGGGGUGAUCGCUGGUUAGCACAGACCUGGUGGGCCGAAGGGCCUGUUUCUGCUCUGCAUCUAUAAAAUUGAAAACUAAACAAACUAAAAAGACUGGGAGGUAGACACAAAAUGCUGGAGUAACUGAGCGGGACAGUCAGCAUCACUGGAGAGAAGGAAUGGGCGAUGGUUCAGAUCGAGACCCUUCUUCAGACAUCUUCAGACGGGUCUCCACCCGAAACAUUACCCAUUGCUUCUCUCCAGAGAUGCUGCAUAUCUCGCUGAGUUACUUCAGCAUUUUGUGUCUAUCUUCGAUUUAAACCAACAUCUGCA